This is a messenger RNA of Schistocerca piceifrons (Central American locust), 1911 nucleotides long. Its product is annotated as polycystic kidney disease protein 1-like 2. Gene Ontology annotation, cellular component: membrane. The coding region runs from base 673 to 1500 and encodes 275 amino acids. Lineage: Eukaryota; Metazoa; Arthropoda; Insecta; Orthoptera; Acrididae. The record is from RefSeq and is a predicted model, not a curated record. The transcript is spliced from 7 exons. Gene Ontology annotation, molecular function: calcium channel activity; protein binding. Gene Ontology annotation, biological process: detection of mechanical stimulus.
UCUUGUAGACUCCUGACUCAGCCUUGUUAGACGUAAGAUAUAUUUUCUGAUUCAUAUUAAGAAACUCAUGGUAGUCAAGCCAACUUUCUUUUAACUGUAACUCAUUUUCUUUCUAAUGUUUGAUGGUAUGAGGUACUUACAUAAAGUUACGUAUGUAUAUUGAAAGUGUGAACUAUAUUGUGUAUGAAAGUCAAAUUUAUCAUUAACUGAUGAAAGGGAAAGUUUGUAUGUUUACUCAUUUUAUAAGUAGAAACAGGAUUAAAAGUUCCUGUACCUAGCAUUAUUCAAUGGAGAAGAAGACAAGAGAUUUUCCAGUAGCUGACUAUCCCAUAAAGAAGAGGUGUUGAAAAAUUCCAAUCUGAUACAGUGAAAAGCUUGAGUGCUGCAGUGGUGCCUUAUGGAGAAAACACGAAUGGAGUGAAAAUAUCUGGAGAUCUUUCUGCAUACUUGGACACAGUUUCUGACAGCAUUAAACUACAGGUUGGAAUUGUAUUUAAGAAUCAGUUCUGGUGGCAAACCUCAGGAUAUCAGAUAAAGACAGGAGUUAUUCUUGUCUCAAUAGCUGCUGAAAACAACAUCAUUAUUUCAGCUGAGCUACCAUCACCCAUUCAUAUAUACUUUGAAACAAGUGAAUCACAAGAGGGAGAUAGUACUUUAUCUGGAAAUUUGGACAUGUCUGUCAACUGGAAUCAUGACGAUACUCUUGAAGAAAACAUCAUAAUGCAUCGGGUGGAAGUAAAGAGUGGAAUGGCAUUAAUGCUUGUAUUUGCACCAUUCAGUGAUUCAAAGUGCAAGAUCAAGGUUGUAAUUCAUCUGGGAAAACGUCCGUCAGCAAGAGAAUUUAAGAAAAAUUUUAUAGUUAUUCCUACUCACAAUUAUGAAGAAAAAUCCAUAAUUUUGUCACAAGAAGUAUCUACUGAAGAUGACCUAUGGUUUUAUAUUGGAAUUGUCCCUCAUGAACACAUGGUCAAGGCAUUCAAUGGAGUUUCUGUGAUGAUAGACUAUUCUUUCAGUUUAUAUGCACUAAGAUGUCAGCAUUGGAAAGAUGAUAUUUAUGAAUGGUCAUUUAAUAGAUGCCAAAUUGGACAUGAAACAACUACAACAAAAAUGCACUGUUCAUGCAAUCAUUCUUCCAUAUUCAGUGGCAUUUCUUUUAUUCCUCCUAACAAAAUUGAUGCAUUUUAUAAUCUGUCAUUAAUUAUUGCACUUUAUGAGAAUCCACUUGUUCUAGUGACAGUUGGUUUAAUGUUCAUUCUCUUCCUUAUAACACUUCUAUGGGCUAGGAGACGAGAUGUGAAAGACCUGAUGUGUAGGCAAAUAAUACUACUUGAAGAUAAUUUACCAGAUGACAAAUACUUUUACUUGAUUAUGGUACAUACGGGAUACAAAUGGGAUGCCGGUACAUCAUCUAAUGUUGGUAUCCAACUAAUUGGACACAAAUACAAGAGUAUGGUAAAGAAAAAUUUCUUCCUCAACUUACAGUAUGAUGUUUCACACUGAUUAUAUUAGUAUAAAGUCACACAUCUAGCGGUGACAGGAGAACACACAUACGAAGGUGUUGAAAUCUGAAAGCUUUUUGAGUCAGAACCUCCUUCAUCUGGCAGAAGAGUUGAAGGGAAAGGAAUAGGGGUGAAGGGAAUUGACUGGUGAGCUUUAGGAAACAGGGAGGGUUUGGAAAAGUCAACCUGAACCCUGGGUCAGGUGAGACUUUCUGGAUGAGGUGAGAAGGAUGGACUGAUUGUUGGGGAUUCCACCAGACAAGAUUUGAAAACCUGAGAGCUCAAAAGUGGAAGACAGGGUAACAGUAAUACACAAGAUUCCAAAGGGUUUACAAUUUAUCUUGAUAAAUGAAUUUGUAUUAGUUUAUUAUUAUUAUUGUUAUUGACAGAACAUUGUGCACGAGUUAGUAAG